Messenger RNA from Ixodes scapularis (black-legged tick), 1672 nucleotides. Its product is annotated as glycine-rich cell wall structural protein 1.0. The record is from RefSeq and is a predicted model, not a curated record. Bases 43 to 810 code for a protein of 255 amino acids. Lineage: Eukaryota; Metazoa; Arthropoda; Arachnida; Ixodida; Ixodidae. The transcript has 3 exons.
UUUCGGAAACAAGCGAGAACGACGUCGGGGCCAGAUUUCGUCAUGAAGCCAGCUACACAACUCGGGUGCCUGGCGCUGCUGUGCGGCGUCUCCAUGGUCUUCUCGCAAGGCUAUGGCGGCGGUGGCGGUGGUGGCUACGGCGGUGGAGGGGCCGGAGGCGGCUAUGGAGGCGCCGGGGCUGGCGCCGGCGUCUCUUACGGAGGAGCCGGAGGAGGAGGUGGAGGCUAUGGUGGAGGAGGCGACGGCGGCUACGGAGGAGGCGACGGCGGCUACGGAGGAUCCGGCGGUGCAGCAGCUGGCAUCUACGACGCCCCCGCCGGCGGCGGCAGUUACGGCGGCGCUGGCUACGGCGGAGCUGGAGCUGGUUACGGCGGCGCCGCUGGCGGAGGCGGUGCCGACUACGGUGCCGCCACUGGCGGAGGGGCAGCCUAUGCCGGCGGCGCCGGAGGAGGCGCCGGAUACGGUGCCGCGGGCAACCCUUACGGCGGAGCCUUCGACUUCACCAACAACGUCAACCACGCCGUAGCCUCCCCGUCAGCCGGUGGAUACGGAAGCGCUACUGAGGGUGCGGCCUACGGAGCGGGCGGAGCAGGUGGUGGAGCGGGUGCCUACGGCGGCGGCGCCGGUGGUUACGGCGGGGCCGGCGGAGCGAGCGCUGGAGGCUACGGCGGAGGAGCUGGUCUCGUCGCCGGUGGCUAUGGGGGAGGCGCCGGGGGAUACGGAGGAGCCGGAGGCUACGGCGGCGGCGGCGGUCAGGUGCAGGCGGCCCCCGGAGGCUACGGAGGGGGGGCUCAGGCCGGCGGCUACUAAGGCCGGCUCGGAUGCACCUCCGCGGGAAAGGGGCGCCCGGACCAAAGUUGCGCGGCUGCGGUGAGCCACGAGGAACUUCGAAACGCGCACUCCUGGAGUGGCGUGGCUGGAUCAGCACUCGAGCGUGGCGUUUUGGAAGAUGGUGGCACUAUUGUUGGGAGUGUACGGCGCCGAGCCGUUCUGUUCGAGGGCGCACGACACUAUGCUAUAGAUGGAGCGCCACCAACUCUUGCGUUUAAACGAGCGCACCCGCAUGUACCGGUUUUUAGAAGUGCGUCGACGCAUGUUUCAUUGUUCCGCAGGCAGCUGCACCGCCUUUACUGGACGUCCGAAGCAUGAGUCGGUAGGCUGGAAACGGUUGAGUAUCCAUUCUUUGAGGUAAAUGCUUCUCAAAAAAGAAGAAGCUCGUUAAAUGCGCAAACUUGUUUUGGACUCUGUGUGUGCUCGGAUGAGAAAAGAGAGCUCCGUGACUAGAACUUGUAAAUUUUAGUUAGGCUGUAAUUUGUUGCAAUCAUUCUUUUUGUAACAAAUGCAACUGAGAGGGAAAUUCCUCCUUGGAAAAGAAAGCUUUCCUUAUGUAGUUUGGUGGCGCUCCCAUUAGCGACUCAGUCGAAAACUCCCGAACUCGGUGAGCCGUAAAAAAAGUGUUUAAGAAACAAAAAUAGCAGAUUUGAUAUGGAUCAGUUUUCUGUGGAGAAGUUAAAUUAUCUUGCUAUCUAAACGUCCUCUUCACAUGCGACUGAUUAAAAAAAAAAGACAAAGAUACAUCCCACAUAAAUAUAUAUCUGCUCAAGUGAGUUUCAAUUGUUACAGAAAAGUGCGUGCUAAUGUACCACAGUAAUAAAGAAUCUUAUUUCUUUCA